Messenger RNA from Ipomoea nil (Japanese morning glory), 1983 nucleotides. RefSeq names its product CBS domain-containing protein CBSX6. The transcript has 2 exons. The coding region runs from base 406 to 1626 and encodes 406 amino acids. NCBI's taxonomy places the organism in Eukaryota, Viridiplantae, Streptophyta, Magnoliopsida, Solanales, Convolvulaceae. The record is from RefSeq and is a predicted model, not a curated record.
AUCGGAUCAAUGAUUGAUGAGCAGACAAAAGCGGUUUGACUCCAUUCUCAUCUUUCUGCAUUUCAUUCACAUCUCUGGAUUCUGGAUUCCCUUUUGCCAUUUGAAACAACUGGGGAUUGCUUCUUGCACAUGGGCCAAACCCUUAUCAUCUCCGCAAGAUCAUCCUCUUCCUCGUUGAUCUAUGGCCUAUCCUCCUCUUCUUAGUCCUGCUGCUGUUACUAUCGCUGCUCUCUUCACAUUUCUGCUCACUCCUUUUCAUCUCCUCCUCAUCUUCCUCCAUUCCCUCUUAUAGCGUGAAGAUCGGAGUUUUAGAACCGACUUCACUCUCAAAUCUGGUUAGGGUUGCCUGCUCGUUGUAGUCCGAUUUGAAAAUAGUUUUAGUGUUGUUGUUGUUACCCGUGGAAAAUGGCGUCGGUGUUUGUAUACCAUGUGGUGGGGGAUCUGACGGUUGGGAAGCCGGAGCUGGUGGAGUUCACGGAGACGGAGACGGUGGAGGCGGCGAUUCAGGCGAUUGGGGAGUCCACUGAGUGUGGUAUUCCGGUGUGGAAGAAGAGAUCUCAGAAGAGUGUGAUUGAGAAGGCGGGGAUGAGGCAGCAGAGGUUUGUCGGCAUUCUUAAUUCCCUAGACAUUAUUGCCUUUUUGGCUAGAGAGGACUGCUUGGCCGAUCAGGAGAAAGCAAUGAAAACUCCAGUUUCCCAAGUCGUGGUUCCCAACAAUGCUCUGCUUAAGGAGGUUGAUCCUGCCACCAGAUUGAUAGAUGCACUGGAGAUGAUGAAGCAUGGCGUGAAGCGGCUCCUAGUUCCCAAAAGUGUUGUCUGGAAAGGCAUGAGCAAGCGGUUCUCUAUUCUGUAUAAUGGAAAGUGGCUCAAGAACAUUCAGACUACUGCAAAUUCCAACCAACCAUCAUCAUCUGCUUCCAGCAUCAUGAGGGACAAGUUCUGUUGCCUGUCGAGAGAAGAUGUUAUUCGUUUUGUUAUUGGGUGUCUUGGUGCAUUGGCUCCUCUACCCCUCUCCUCUAUUUCUUUCCUUGGAGCCAUCAAUCCAAACUACUGCUCUAUUGAAGCAUCCCGGCCAGCGAUAGAUGCCACCCAAAAGAUCCCUCAUGAUCCCUGUGCAGUUGCAGUUGUGGAGCCAACUAUAGAUGGACAUAGUAAGAUCAUUGGUGAGAUCUCAGCCACUAAAUUGUGGAAAUGUGAUUAUUUAGCUGCAGCAUGGGCACUGGUUAAUCUCUCUGCAGGCCAGUUUGUUAUGGGCGUAGAGGACAAUGUUACCUCAAGAUCGCUGCCUGAUUUCACUGUUAAUCCACUGUCUGCAGAUUCAAAUUUAGCUUCUCCUCGAAGAAAAUUAUUCAGCAGCAGAAGCAUUGGCUUCUUUAGCAACCCCACAAGCCCCAACUUAGGUGUUGCCAGGAGUAUGUAUCGGGGCAGAAGUGCUCCCUUGACAUGUAAGGUUACGAGUUCACUGGCUGCAGUCAUGGCUCAGAUGUUGUCACAUCGUGCUACUCAUGUAUGGGUUACUGAGGCUGAAAAUGAAGACAAAUUGGUUGGGGUGAUUGGCUAUGCUGAUAUCUUAGCAGCUGUCACAAAAGCUCCACCAUCCAUAGUUCCUGAGACACCGACAUCUUGAGGCUGUCUUAAAACACAUGCAUAAAACAAGGCCUUGCUUCUGCACACAUGGUACCUCAAGGAAAUUGAUAGUGAAGAAGUGAAGAAAUUAUCUUGUACGUCACUCUUGCCAUGGCAAUGCAUUUAAUCUGGGUUGUUUUCUGUUUGGUUUGGCAUCUUUUUCCUUAUGAUAGACAUACAGAUUGAGAUUGGUGUAUAUUGUGCUAGUGAAUGCAUACUCAAGUAACACAAUAAUGAGUUAAAUUUACUCUCUAGUGUUUGAAAUGUUGAUAGGGAAGAGUCAUGGAGAAUAAGAUUGCUAGCAAUUUCAGAGACAGCAUUAUGCUUCUUUAGUUGUGAAUCCUAUCUACUUCACAAA